CUACACGGUGCAGUGUACAUACACGCUACGGCGCGGCGCGGUAGCUGGCUGGUGCACGCACCUCUAUACACAGUACACGUAUAAUGUGUUGUAUGCGGACUAAUGCACUUUGAAUGCAUGUGUUCGAAUAUAAGGUGUAGUGUGUAACUUAUACAUGUACCAUUUUAUGUCACCAAAAGCCAAGCUCUCUACAAAAACCUCGUGAACCAUAUGUGAGUUGGCCUAGUGUGUAUUUGAAUUCCAGCAGACUGAGCACAAGCAGAAUCCAUGAGUGAUUACAUUGAUGGUGAGUCGUGAGUUUUACCCAAUUUUGUCAGAGUCCUUGGAGUCGUUGGGCAACUUUUGAACCACCACUGCAAACACAAAGACACAUUGCCCAGUUGGGUUGUCACUUACUUGGGCAGUCGAGCAACAUGUCCAUGGCCAGUCUGUUUUCCUUCACCAGCCCAGUGGUGAAGCGACUCCUCGGCUGGAAGCAGGGUGAUGAGGAGGAGAAAUGGGCCGAAAAGGCGGUGGACUCCCUGGUCAAGAAACUCAAGAAGAAGAAGGGUGCCAUGGAGGACCUGGAGAAAGCUUUGUCACGCCCCGGUGAGGUCAGCAAGUGCGUUACCAUCCCCAGGUCCCUGGACGGCCGGUUGCAGGUCUCGCAUCGCAAGGGGCUCCCCCAUGUCAUCUAUUGUCGUGUGUGGCGCUGGCCCGAUCUACAGAGUCACCACGAGCUGAAGGCACUUGACAUCUGCGAAUAUGCAUUUGGCAAGAAGCAGAAAGAAGUCUGCAUUAACCCUUACCACUACAAGAGAGUAGAAAGUCCAGUUCUUCCGCCAGUGUUGGUCCCACGUCACAGCGAGUCGGUUCCCUCCCACAGCCUGUUGCCGUACCGCAGCCUCCCUGAUCCGCCAUAUCCACACAACGCCACCUACCCGCAGAGCUUUCAGCAGCAAGCCAACCAGGGCCUCUCCCCUCACCACCCAGGGUCCCCCGGCGGUCAGCUGUCUCCAGCCAGUUCUAGCCCUAGUAGCCCGUAUGGAGUCCCCGCCGACACUCCACCACCAGCGUACAUGUCCUCUGAUGAUGGCAACACCAACGACGGAACACCCAUGGAUACAUCAUCUGCACAGCCUACAAAGUCCAACAUGAACAUGCAAGACGUGCAGCCUGUGACGUACACAGAGCCCCAGUGCUGGUGCUCUGUCGCCUACUAUGAGCUCAACAACCGCGUGGGGGAGCCCUUCCAUGCGUCCAGCACCAGCGUGAUUGUAGACGGCUUCACAGACCCUUCCAACAAGACGGAUCGCUUCUGCCUAGGAUUGCUGUCCAACGUCAACAGAAAUUCAACCAUUGAGAACACGAGGAGACACAUCAGUAAAGGUGUUCAUCUGUACUAUGUUGGUGGUGAGGUGUAUGCCGAGUGUCUGAGCGACAGCAGCAUCUUCGUCCAGAGCCGCAACUGCAACUACCGCCACGGCUUCCACCCGACCACCGUCUGCAAGAUCCCGCCGGGCUGCAGCCUGAAGAUCUUCAACAACCAGGAAUUUGCCGCCCUCCUCUCUCAGUCGGUCAACCACGGCUUUGAGGCGGUCUACGAGCUGACCAAGAUGUGCACCAUCCGCAUGAGCUUCGUCAAGGGCUGGGGGGCCGAGUACCACCGGCAGGACGUGACCAGCACCCCCUGCUGGAUCGAGAUCCACCUGAACGGUCCCCUGCAGUGGCUGGACAAGGUCCUGACCCAGAUGGGUUCCCCCCAUAACGCCAUAUCCUCUGUCUCGUGAUCUAGCCCCCCCUCCCUCCCUUCCUCCCUCCCCAGGGUAAGGCAACACAGGGUGUCCUGUUGAGCUGUUUUAUUCUCGUCGAUGCCAAGAACCCUCUCCAGGCUAUACUUCAGGGAGUAGUGUACUCACCGAUUUAGUGCGGAGCCAGUGAAAUGUGUGCUUGACUCAACAAAAAAAAAAGACGUUAGUUUUGUCAGUUUGAACCAAUUUGUGACAUAGUGUACAGAUGAUAGUGGAUUAAAUAAGUCUAGCCAAUUGUUGAAACCUAAAUGUGGCUACCAUUUAUUGAGUUAAAUAGUGAUAAACAGCAACAGACAAGCACAAUACCGGUACAAGGUCAACAAAACUUGACCUAUCGUCAUUGCACUCCAGGCGUAAUCUGGAUAAUCAUGACAUUCUCAAAAUCUAAUGAAAACAAUUUGUAAUGAAAGAGCCGUACCGGUAGUUCUUAUAAAGUUAGUAUCACAGAAAAGUCCCUGGUACAGGAGAAUACUAUCAUUUUGGCUAGCAGUAGAUACAGCUAUUUUUCAUUAAAGAGAUCAGUUUUCAAAUUUCUUCCCUGUACCAAAUGGUACACUGUCUGACAAAACAAUCUUGUCACACUUGACUAAAUAUCUUUUAACCUGACCAGUUCUUCCCAAGUCUUGAGACAAGACUACUAGAUACACAAGUGUUAAAGGGUCUACUGUUAUACAAAAGCUUGGAGGGCUUUUAAGAAAUGUACCAAAUGAAAUUUUCUCCUGGAAAACUUAGCGGAGCUAGGAGGAGGCACCAAACUGAAAACGCGGAGAAAGGCUCAGUUCUGUUGAAGUGAAAGGUUACUGAAACGACUACUACUUUGUAAGUUAAUUAUAUGAAAUGCAUCUCAUGAUCUGCCAAAUUUCCUGUCAGGGAUAGAAGUGUGCCCUUUCAGCAUUGUACCACUCUGUGACAUCUGCGCAGCACGCUCUGUUUGGCCCUGAAUUUUUCUAUACUGGACAAACACUUUGCCAAUUGUGAGAGAUUUGAUAAAUGUACGUGUAUAUUUGAUGUCAGUAAUGCCAUUGAUUCGAUAGAAUGACUCAGAUCAACUUAAAUAUUAACCAUUGUUUGUUUUUUAAACUCUGUAAAAAAGGAAGAAAGUCUUGUUAUAUGAACUUGUAACGUAGGUCAUGUUUGCCACAGUAAUACAAGAUUUUUUUUCCUACCACAGAGGUGCAUGAGUUUUGUAUGUGCCAUCUGAAUGUGUAUGUCAGCGUUGCAUGUUUUCUUAAACUGAACAUUCUGUUUUUGAAAUGGCGCUAACUCUGAAUGUACCAGAGUGUGUCAGAGGAAAAAAGUAUUGGACAGUUUUCCUUUUUUUUUUCUUGAAUGAAAGAGGAACUUAAUGCAUGCCUACACAUGCAUGUGUGGUUGGUCUUAGUGGAAUGAAAUUCAUGAACUAUCCUUGCAAGAUAUGUGUGAGUUAAUCAAGUGAAACUGCAUUAAGCCAGUUGUUAAGAUGCAAAUUGAGUAAGAAGAUUAAAAUACAAUAUGGAGAUAGAGUUUCACCAGAGCUCAACACAUCUAUCACUCAACACAAAAUGGCUACAUCAGAUGACCUGUUGACAGACAAGUUCUCUGUUGCGAUGCACUGGGCUGUGUAUGG
This is a messenger RNA of Acanthaster planci (crown-of-thorns starfish), 3396 nucleotides long. RefSeq names its product SMAD family member 5-like. The record is from RefSeq and is a predicted model, not a curated record. Gene Ontology annotation, molecular function: RNA polymerase II cis-regulatory region sequence-specific DNA binding; I-SMAD binding; DNA-binding transcription factor activity, RNA polymerase II-specific. NCBI's taxonomy places the organism in Eukaryota, Metazoa, Echinodermata, Asteroidea, Valvatida, Acanthasteridae. Gene Ontology annotation, biological process: regulation of transcription by RNA polymerase II; BMP signaling pathway; transforming growth factor beta receptor signaling pathway. Gene Ontology annotation, cellular component: heteromeric SMAD protein complex.